Messenger RNA from Eurypyga helias (sunbittern), 2944 nucleotides. It is a transcript of the gene ARHGEF17, whose product is annotated as Rho guanine nucleotide exchange factor (GEF) 17. NCBI's taxonomy places the organism in Eukaryota, Metazoa, Chordata, Aves, Eurypygiformes, Eurypygidae. Gene Ontology annotation, molecular function: protein binding; guanyl-nucleotide exchange factor activity. Gene Ontology annotation, biological process: actin cytoskeleton organization. The record is from RefSeq and is a predicted model, not a curated record.
AUGUACUUCCUAAUCCUCCCGGAUUCCUCCAUCGGGGUGGAGAGGGAGUGGAGGGGAGCCGGACGCCAGCCGGGCUCCUCCGGCGUUCAACCUUCCCGACGAAGCCCCAGCACCAGCACUGCCACCCUCCACGUAGCUCCCCUCCGUCGUGUCACCCCAAAACUCAUCUUGUUUGUCUUUCCACCCGGGCAGGACAUGAGGAAACACGUCAUCAUGACGCUGCUGGACACGGAGCAGUCCUACGUGGAGUCCUUGCGCACCUUGAUGCAGGGUUACAUGAAGCCACUGAAGCAGCCGGAGAACUCACUGCUGUGCGACCCGUCGCUGGUGGACGAGAUCUUUGACCAGAUCCCUGAGCUGCUGGAGCACCACGAGCAGUUCCUGGAGCAGAUCCACGACUGCGUGCAGAACUGGCACGAGAAGCAGAAAGUGGGCGACCUCCUGGUGCAGUCGUUCUCCAAGGAUGUGCUGGUGAACAUCUACUCUGCCUACAUCGAUAACUUCCUCAACGCCAAGGAUGCCGUCAGGAUCGCCAAGGAAGCCCGGCCAGCGUUCAUGAAGUUUCUGGAGCAAAGCAUGAGGGAGAACAAGGAGAAGCAGGCUCUGUCUGACCUGAUGAUCAAGCCUGUGCAGAGGAUCCCGCGAUACGAGCUGCUGGUGAAGGACCUGCUGAAGCACACGCCAGAGGACCACCCCGAUCACCCCUUCCUCAUCGAUGCCCAGCGCAACAUCAAGCAAGUGGCGGAGAGGAUCAACAAGGGCAUGAAGAGCGCGGAGGAGGUGGAGAGGAACGCCCGGAUCGUGCAGGAGAUCGAGUCCCACAUCGAAGGGAUGGAUGAUCUCCAGGCCCCACUCCGCAGGUUCCUGCGCCAGGAGAUGGUGGUGGAAGUGAAGGCAGUAGGUGGGAAGAAGGACCGCUCCUUCUUCCUCUUCACGGACCUGCUGGUGUGCACCACGUUGAAACGCAAGUCGGGCUCCCUCCGCCGCAGCUCCAUGAGCCUGUACACUGCGGCCAGCGUGAUCGACACUGCCAGCAAGUACAAACUGCUCUGGAAACUGCCGCUGGAGGAUGUGGACAUCGUCAAAGGUGCCUCACAAGCCACCAACCGGGAGAGCAUCCAGAAAAGCAUCUGCCGCCUGGAUGAAGACCUCAGCACAUUGGGGCAAGUCAGCAAGCUGUCGGAGACCCUCAGCUUCCCCCACCAGAGCCUGGAUGACGUGAUCAAGGACCUGAUGGCCGCCAUCCACCGGGAGCUGGCAGAGAAGCAAUCCCUGUCCUUCAGCAUGGCUUUCCCUCCCAACAAGGUGGAGCUCAGCACCACCAAAGCCGACGGCACUGAGUCCUUCAUCUUUGAAUUCCCCAACCCCGACGCCCGGCUGGGCUUUGAGCAGGCCUUUGAGGAUGCCAAGAAGAAGCUGGCUUCCAGCAAAAACUGCCUGGACCCAGAGUUCCUCAAGGCCAUCCCCAUCAUGAAGACACGGAGUGGGAUGCAGUUUUCUUGUGCUUCUCCCAGCCACGGCAGCCUGGAAAGCUCCCACGAGGUUUGGGUUUGCAACAGCGAUGGUUACGUGGGGCAGGUUUGUUUGCUCGGCAUCCGUAAGGAGCCCACGGUGGAGGCGUGCAUCGCCGUCUGCUCCGCCAGGAUCCUCUGCAUCGCCUCCGUGCCCGGGCUCAAGCGGGCGUAUAGGGCGAUGCUGGAGCUGCUUCUUUCCCCCCUCCCCUCGUCGGCCGAGCCGGUGGGCAGCCCCUCCUCGGAGGCGAUGCCGGUGCAGCCGGAGGAUGCAGGGCCGCAGCCGUGCCUGCACAUCUCCAUCUCGGGUUCGUCGCUGGAGCUCUCAGAGCCGGUUGAUGGUGGCAACAGGGAGCUGGUGCCCUUCGAUAGCGAUGACACGGAUGACGAAUCUUCACCCAGUCCCUCGGGGACACUGCAGAGCCACGCCAGCCACUCCACCACCAUCUCCUCCAGCUUCGGCAAUGAAGAGAUCCCAAGCUGCAAGGAGGCAACAGCGGAGACAACAAGCUCGGAAGAAGAGCAAGAACCCGGCUUCAUGCCCAUCUCUGGUACCUACGGCCAAAACCGGCACGGCGAGAGCCCCACAGACGGGCGAGCCCUGCGCCGCUCCAGCCGCGGCUCCUUCACCCGGGGCAGCCUCGAGGACCUCCUCAGCCUUGACCCUGAAGCCCAUCAGAGCUCCAUGUGGUUGGGCACCGAAGAUGGCUGCAUCCACGUGUACCAGUCCUCGGACAACAUCCGUAACAGGAAGAACAGCAUGAAGAUGCAACAUGCCGCUGCCGUCAUGUGCAUUUUGUACCUGGAUAACCAGGUUUUCGUGUCACUGGCCAACGGGGAGCUCGUUGCGUACCAGCGGGAGGCAGGCCGCUUCUGGGAUCCCCAAAACUCCAAGUCCCUCUCCUUGGGCUCACCGGGGAGCCCCAUCACCAGGGUGGGGGCAGUGGCAGGGAAGCUCUGGUGCGGCUGCCAAAACCGGGUCAUCGUCCUCAACACCGCUACGUUGGCACAAGAGCACACGCUCCAGGUGGGACAGGACAGUGGGCGCAGUGUCACCUGCAUGGUGAGCGCAGGAACUGGCGUGUGGGUCGCCUUGCAGAGCAGUGCCCAGGUCCGGCUUUACCACGCCACCACUUACGAGCAGUUGGCCGAAGCGGAUAUCACCCCCCCGGUACACAAGAUGCUCGCCGGCUCGGAUGCCAUCAUCCGGCAGCACAAGGCAGCCUGCCUGCGGAUCACGGCUCUCCUGGUGUGCAAGGACCUGCUGUGGAUCGGGACCAGCGCCGGCGUGGUGCUGACCCUCGCCCUCUCGGCCAAGGCGGCCCCGGCGUUGGUGGGGCUCUCCCAGGGUCACACCGGCCACGUCCGCUUCCUCACCGCCAUCGAGCUGCCCGACGGCUUCGACGUCCUCUUCCCAUUGCCAAGGGAGACGG